UUGACCUUUAAAGGCGAGCUUUGCGACCAGGACGUCGACGAGUGUGCCAGUGACCCAUGCCGCAACGGUGGGAAGUGCCUCAACACGCGAGGCUCCUUUGUGUGCAAAUGCCCACCCGGAUUUGAUGGGGCACUUUGUGAAAGGCCAGUCGAUCCCUGCGACUCCACCUACGGACCGAUCUGCAGCAACGGGGGAGUCUGCAUCGCCGUGAACGGACGUCCCACCUGCCGAUGUCCUCCCGGCUUCAGUGGCUCUCGUUGCGAGGUGAGCCAGACCCACUUUUGUACUUAA
Messenger RNA from Mesocestoides corti, 291 nucleotides. The record is from the annotation of a GenBank genome assembly. Lineage: Eukaryota; Metazoa; Platyhelminthes; Cestoda; Cyclophyllidea; Mesocestoididae.